Molecule: messenger RNA, 798 nt
Organism: Sporothrix brasiliensis 5110
Lineage: Eukaryota; Fungi; Ascomycota; Sordariomycetes; Ophiostomatales; Ophiostomataceae
Exons: 2
Coding region: 1-798 (265 amino acids)
Source: RefSeq, a predicted model, not a curated record
AUGGAUCUCGUCGCGACCAUCCGCAAGCAGGGCUCGCGUGGCGGCGUCAACUUUAACUGGGACGACGUCGCCCAGUCCAGCCGCCGCGAACACUAUCUCGGCCACAGCAUCAAAGCACCCGUCGGCCGCUGGCAGCAAGGCCGCGAUCUGACCUGGUAUGCCAAAGAGGGCGAGGGCCAGGGCGACGGCGGCGGCGAAGAAGGUGGCGAAGACAGCAUCGAUGCCGCCGCGGCGGCGCGGCGCGACGAGCUGCGGCGCGUCAAAGAGGCCGAGGAGGAGGCCAUGGCCCGUGCCCUGGGCUUGCCGCCCGGCACGCGACUCGGAGGCGGGCCCGGAGCAGCCGUAGGUCCAGCAGCAGGAACAGGCGCCAACUCGAUUGUCGUGCCGGCCAACGCGUCGCGCAUGCCGCAGCCGCAGCCCGAUUCGUCGGCCGCCGAGGUGAACGCAGCCACCGCGGCAGACGGAGAGACCAUAGCCGGCAUGACGCGCAUGACAGACGUGCGAGGCACGAGAAACACGAACACGAUCGCCGUCCGAGACGAAGCAGGUCACGUGACCGACAUGACCGAGACGACAGAGCGCCCAGAGACUCCCGAGACCGUGCAGACGACAGGCCGAGGCGGCCUCGCAGCCGGAGUCGGAGUCGGAGCCGGAGCCGUACACGACGUCAUGAGCAGAGGCAUGAUCGGAGUCGCAGUCCCAGAGACGGCGGGCGGCGGCGCCACCGCGACGACGACAGAAGAGACGAAAGAAGAGAUCGAGACAGAAAAUAUCGCGACCAGCAAUCUUAGUCGUUAG